Messenger RNA from Clupea harengus (Atlantic herring), 7789 nucleotides. RefSeq names its product nuclear receptor binding SET domain protein 1b (gene nsd1b). Gene Ontology annotation, cellular component: nucleus. Lineage: Eukaryota; Metazoa; Chordata; Actinopteri; Clupeiformes; Clupeidae. Gene Ontology annotation, molecular function: protein binding; histone methyltransferase activity. The record is from RefSeq and is a predicted model, not a curated record.
UCUCACUCGCUGGGGGCUGGGUACAGGAGCGGAUUGGUUGUUUGAAGACAGCCACGGACAGCCACGGCUUCAACCAGAUACAGGGGCAGGUCGGCUGCAAGGAAACAAUUAUUCGAAAAGUAGUAUUGAUGCUAUGAUAGUUCAAGAUGGAUAACGCACAUUGUGGAGAUGAAAGGUGUCUAGCAGUCAAUUGUUUUGGUCAUUCUUUAUUCACAAGUCUAUUUAUAUAGAAAGGGGCGGGCGGUAAGUGAUAGCUAGCUCAAGAGCCAGGGAUAUGUGGUGAGGUCCUUGGCCUAGUAAUACUGGGAUUUUGCUGAUCCACUUUCACAAAUUUGGAAUUAAGUGCAUUUCCAGUCUCAAACUGAAGAAAUUCAAAGUGUUGUUGUUAUGGAAAACGUUUAAAUGAUGUUGAUGCCAUGACAACAUGACUGAGCCUAAUGAAGCAGAAAUCAAGGAUGCCUUGGACAGCAGUUCAAAUACAGGAAAAUACUCAGCAUCUGACGCCCAUCAUUUUUCCACCAACCCCAGUGGAGAGGAGUGUGAAGCAGUGUCUGAACCCCCGCACCCUGCACCUAAGUGCUCGUCAGUCCCCAAAUACAAUCAGCAGUACCCCUCUCUGUCUUACAGCCCCCUGAAGAGGCUGCGGGACCUGACAUCUAUGGUGAGCGACACCGACUUGCCUCUACCUGAGAGGAACGUUCAGAAGGUGACGGAUCUCACACACACAAGAAAACGAGUGAGCAGGAGCAGGUAUGCUAAGCACACACACCAACCCACUUCAAACGAUGCCAGAUCGGCGGCUGCCGGUGCCAGCACUGAGAAGAAGGAUGACCGGUCAGCUCCAUCAGAUGCAGACACUGGACAGCACACCAUGGGCCUCGGAGACAAAGGCUGCCUGCACUUUGAGUCCACUUUAUUAGACGAUGGAGAUGGAAGCCCAGAGGCAGAGGAAGACACUGAAGCACUUUUGAAAGGGAAAGGUCAAGGGUCAGAUGACUCCAUCGUAACCUGUGGCACAGCAGGAGCAGUUGGGGUCACAAGAGGUCACAUGGUUGACACAGAUCCAGACACAAAGCAGAUCUCGGCCUCACAGAGGGUGCCUUCUGCCACCAAAGAUAGUGUUACAGAAACACCAGCCAUGGAAUGUGUAGAUGGUCUAUGUGAUGAUGCGGACAGCGACUGUGGGCCAACCAGUCCAACACGGCCAGCUAUGACCAGCAGCCCAAAGCAGCAGAAGCUUCCAGUGAAGUAUCUGGAGAGGGAGGUAAUAUGGGCAAAGUUCAACCGCAGACCAUGGUGGCCUUGUCAGGUGAUUCUGAAUCCAACACAGGGAGCCUACCACAAAAUAAAAGAGUCAGGUGACAGACCUUGUCGUCAGUACUUUGUCUGCACAUUUGGGGAGCCAGUGGAGAUGGCCUGGGUGCCCGGAAAAGCCACACACACUUUUGAGGGUGGUCACCAGUUUGAACAUCUUCCUGUCUUAAGGAGGAGAGGGAGACAAAGAGACAAAAACUACAAAUACACUAUACCCAAGAGGUUUCUUGAAUCCUGGAAAACCAGUGUGGCAGAAGCAGAAAAUGCCAUGUCUCAGUCUGAUGUUUCAGAUGAGACCUUUAGGAGUUUUACCAGAAAACUUCAACGAGACAAGGUCUCAACAACUCCCAUGUGCCAGUCAUCCUCUUCUUUGUCAACAACUAUCAGUAUCCAUUCUGGUGGUGAUGAAUUGCACCUAAGCCAGCCAUUGAUGUCAAAAGACACGAUUUGUUGUAAAAACAAACGUCAAAUUAAAAAGAAGCCAAGUCCUAACAACAACAGUCUGAUCACAAAAAAUCAAGUCACUAGUUUAAAAACUGUUCCUACUGAUGGAAAGCCAGAUGGGAUUGUAGAUAAUCCUUAUUCAGAUAUUGACUCUGUACCAAGGAUUUUAUGUCCUAAAGCCAAUGAACGAGCAUCCAAACUCCAAACAACUCAGCCACCAAUCGUGAAAAAGGAGGAGAAAGCCCUGGGUGAGAAGAGUGGUCAUUGGUUCAGCAGACCAGGGAAGGCUCAUACCCUUGGAUGCACCAGUCGGCCAGGUUUAAAACUCCUGCAAAGUUCCUUUGUGAAGGGAACCUGCAGGAAAAAGAGUCUUGAAGGGUCCAGCCCAAAAUGGAGGGGAAACAAAACAUCAGGUCUGGAACAUCUCUCUGAUGAGUCAAUACAGGCCUUAAAGGGUCGACUAAAGUGCCUCCCAGCAAGUAGUCGCCUAAUGAUUAAAGCCCUCAAAGCCUUGGAGGAAGAUAAACUAAUCCAGACAUUUCUCUCGGACCAACAUGCAAGCUUGCCCAUAAAGAGUGAAGCUGAAAAGCUUUCUACCAAACUCACUCCAAAAAGAAAGCCAAUUGCAGAACCCAAUCGCAAAUUACAGGUUGCCACCUCUCCGGCUUCAAACAAAGACUUCAUUGAACCAAUGACUUCACAGGCAAACCGCAGAUCAUCUCCCAGAUGGUCUACAGGGGAACACACUGAGGCUGUGAUCAAAUCUGAAGAUGAAGCUUCAUUGAUAUCUACAAAACCAGUAACCAUCUCCUCCCCACCUAAUUCUGUGAAGACAGAAAGAGAAGCAGGUGAGUCGGAGGAAUCUCCAGGUGCCUCUCCACAACCAUUAGUCUUAACGGUUGACGAUCUUGCGGACAUGAAAGAAGUCACAUUCAAAUCGUUCACAGAUGAGGACAGUGGCCAGCCUGUGUCUUUUCAACCCAAUACAAACUACAAGUUCAGCACCUUCUUAAUGCUUCUCAAGGACAUGCAUGAUAGUCGGGAACAACAAGGUAAACCUCUUCUUCUGGAGCCUGAGAAGCCAAGUGCACUCAUCAAAGAGGAACCAUCGCUUCUUCCGGAGGAGGACCUACUUACCUGGCUAGGUCAGGCUUCCCGAGCCAAUGGCAAAAGUUGUCCACAAAAGAGGGUAUUGACGUCCAAGUCGAAGCAGGCGAAGACAAAGCGAAAGACGGCUUCCCGACAGAAAGCAGAAAAGCCUCAGCACAGUCAGACUAACAGGGCUUCAGCACAUGACAAGGACUCUUUCACAAAUGUGAAUCAAAGAUGGCCAAAGAGUGGACGACUUGGAUCAAAGAAGAAACCAGAAUUUGUCACUGUGCCUUUUGAGUGUGCCUCCGAUGGAGUUCCUCUGAAUGAGCACGUGCAGGAGCAGUCUCUGCUGGCAGAGGACGCUACUGGGGUACAUUUCUUGGACAGUGCCCCCAAAAAGCGCUGGCAGAAGUUUGAACAGGACAGCAGAGAGACAGACAACUGCAGUCGGGAGAAAGAACGAGCACAGAACACUUCCUCCCAGGGGAAUACGGUCUCUGUGCCAGAGAACAGCCUCAACCAAGGCAGAGCUUCCAGCUCAAAUGAUGGUACCUUUGUUAGUCAAACUAACUCCACAGAAGCAUAUACACAAUCCAAACGCCUUAGAAAACCCAGCAAAAGACUUAUUGAAUGGACAGAGGAAUAUGAUAAGAUCUUUUCCACAAGGAAGAAAGCGAAGAAAAAACUUGAGUCCUCUGCAAAGGUAGCUCAGUCAAGCUGCCCUAAUCAAGAAGGGUUUACACCAGACAACGCAAUGGAGGGACUCUCAAGGUCACUUCCUGAAAUGCAAACCCCACCCCCAGAAGAGUCGAAGACCAAUGAAGAAGUCACUCCACCAAUCACAGCAGAGAACACUGCCUGCCAGGCCUUACCGAUUAGCACACUAACGCCGCCCCCAGAGGCUGCACCUCCUGGCUGUGACGAAGGAUGUGCACUGAAUCAAGAGCAUAUCCAGAGGUGUUCAGAGUCUGCUGAUGGUCAGCUCUUGAAUAGAAAGAGACAAAGGAAGCCCACCCUGAAGUUUCUGGAAAGUUCAAUGGAGGCAGAGCCCAUUUUAACGCUGAAGAAAAAGGUUAAAGCUCUGAAGAAUAGUUCAGGUCAUAACAUCUCUUUAGACUCAGGUCAGCCUUCUGUUAAAACGAAGGGUAAGACAGCGAUGGUGCAUGGACUCAACAACUCCCCACUCCCUCUGAAUUUGGGAAAGGAGCAAGACCGUUCACCUGCUACCUCAGAGAGUGGCAGCUUGUUGGACUUCCUUGAAGAUGAUGGGAAUGGCUUUAACUCAGAGGCGAUUUCAUCCAGCAAUGACUGUUCUCUGGUGAUGACUGAGUCCUCUGCCACUGCUGAGAGUCUUGCCCCUCAUGAGAGGGUUUUGGAAGAGAGAAGUUGCACAGCUAUGCUUAGGGAGAAUGUUUGUCAGGUGUGUGAGAACACUGGUGAUCUGAUCCUGUGUGAGGGACAGUGUUGCGGAUCCUUCCAUCCACGCUGCGCUGGUCUCUCAGAGCCUCUGCAGCGGAGGUUUGUCUGUCAGGAGUGUAGUUCUGGUGUGCACACCUGUUUCGUGUGCAGGAAGUCGGGGGAUGCCGUGCAGAACUGUGUGGAAACGACCUGCGGCAAGUUCUACCAUGAGAAGUGCAUCAUCGAGCACUCCCCCACCGUCCCCCUCGCAUGUGGCUUCCGCUGCUCACUGCAUGUCUGCCUCUCCUGUUUCAUCACCAACCCCUCCAGCCCCUCUGCUUCCAGUGGUCAUUUGACCCGCUGUGUGAGGUGCCCGGUUGCUUAUCAUGCCAACGACUUCUGCAUGGCCGCUGGAAGCAUCCCCUUGACGGCCAACAGCUUCCUGUGUCCCAACCACUUUGUGCCCCGCAAGGGCUGCCGCAACCACGAGCACGUUAAUGUCAGCUGGUGCUUCGUCUGCUCAGAGGGGGGCAGUCUUCUGUGUUGUGAGUCGUGCCCUGCAGCCUUCCACAGAGAAUGCCUGAACAUCAGCAUGCCAGAGGGAAGCUGGUUCUGCAAUGACUGCCGCGCUGGGAAGCGACCUCACUAUCAGGAGGUGGUCUGGGUCAAAGUAGGCAGAUACAGCAGGUGGUGGCCAGCUGAGGUCAGCCAUCCCAGAGACAUCCCGGGCAACAUUCUGCGGAUGAGGCAUGAUGUGGGCGAGUUCCCUGUGCACUUCUUCGGGUCCAACGACUACCUGUGGACCUACCAGGCCAGGGUGUUUCCAUACAUGGAGGCAGACGCCACCGGCAAGGAAAAAAUGGGGAAAGGUGUCGACUCGACUUACAAAAAAGCUCUUGAAGAAGCUGCCAAACGGUUUCAAGAACUGCAGGCGGAAAAAGAGCUGAGGCAACUUCAGGAGGACAGGCGGAAUGACAAGAAGCCACCGCCCUACAGACAUAUAAAGGUGAACAGGCCAAUCGGCAAAGUGCAGAUCAUCGUGGCAGACCUGUCAGAAGUCCCUCGGUGCAACUGCAAGGCGUCAGACGAGAACCCGUGUGGCAUUGACUCCGAGUGCAUCAACCGCAUGCUGCUGUAUGAGUGCCACCCUCAGGUGUGCCCGGCUGGCCAACGCUGCCAGAACCAGAGCUUCGCCAAGCGCCAGUACUCACCGGUGGAAAUCUUCCGUACGCUGACGCGAGGCUGGGGUCUGCGCUGCUGCUCGGACGCUAAGAAGGGGGCCUUUGUGAGUGAGUAUGUUGGAGAAGUGAUUGAUGAGGAAGAGUGUCGUGCUCGAAUAAAGCACGCUCAAGAGAACGACAUCUGCAAUUUCUACAUGCUGACACUGGACAAGGACCGUCUCAUCGAUGCCGGGCCCAAGGGAAAUGAGGCUCGUUUCAUGAAUCACUGCUGCCAGCCUAACUGUGAGACCCAGAAGUGGACAGUGAACGGAGACACCCGUGUAGGACUCUUUGCUCUUAAAGACGUAACUGCUGGCACAGAGCUCACAUUCAACUACAACCUAGAGUGUCUGGGCAAUGGGAAGACUGUGUGUAAAUGCGGGGCAUCCAACUGUAGUGGUUUCCUUGGCGUACGGCCAAAGAACCAGCCCCGUGAGGAUGACAAGGGGGGCAGGCAGAAGCGAAAGGCUCAGAUGAAACGCAAGCCGGCCAAGGUGGAGGUGACCAAAGAACGGGAGGACGAGUGCUUCAGCUGCGGAGACUCCGGCCAGCUGGUGUCCUGUAAGAAGCCUGGCUGUCCAAAGGUGUACCACGCAGACUGUCUCAGCCUCACCAAGAGACCAGCAGGUCGCUGGGAGUGCCCGUGGCACCAGUGUGACGUGUGCGGUCAGGAGGCCGCCUCCUUCUGUGAGAUGUGCCCCAGCUCAUUCUGCGCCCAGCACCGGGACGGCACGCUCUUCAUCUCCAAGCUGGACGGCCGUCUCUCCUGCAGUGAGCACGACCCGUGUGGACCCGAGCCGCUAGAACCUGGUGAGAUACGUGAGUACCAGCGCGCUCCCUCUUGCCCGGCCCCUCCGUCUUCCUCCCUUCCCUGCAGCGACACCGAUGAUGCCGCUUUGCAUCCCACGAGAGGGCCACCACUGCCGUCUGCACCUGCGUCCUCGUCUCUUGCUCCCCUCACGGCAAAGUCUCCCUCACGGCAAUGCCAUCCUGCUGCGCCACCCAAGCCCACCGAAGACAGCCCCCACACCGAGUCUCACACCCCGGUCUCACCAUGUGAGGCGCCAAGGGGAGAGACAGAGGAGCCACAGGAGAGAGAAGAGGGAGACGCUGGUCAUAGCGGAGAAGAGAAGACGACGGACGGGGUGCUGGGCGAAUCAGACUGAUUAUUUCAAUAGAAGGUGCUCUAAACAUACAGUCUAACCAGACUGACAAAGGGGCGUCUCACUUCUUUCUAUCGAUUCUGUUUCAUAGCAUGGGUCCUUCGAACCGUUAUCCCAGUGGUUUAGGAGAGGUAACUAUCAGCCUUUUGUAAUAGCAGCUCAGUCUCCCACUCAUUCAUUCACUUAAGACUCAAUGAUUCCUUAAUCCUUAAUUCUUCUCAGUCAUGUUUAUUGGGGAGGAAAUGUUGUGUUCUUGAGGAUGAGAUCAAGGGAUGCGUCGGAGAGGCGGAUCCCCAGAAUGGACUGUGGACACCAGCCAGGCAGGGAAAGCAUUGAACUGUCCUCCCCCGAAAACAUUCACACACACACACACACACACACACACACACACACAUACAUACUGUACAUCUACACACACACAGACAGACACACAGACAGACACACAUACAUACAUACAUACAUCUACACACACCAUACACACCUCUACCCAUGAUGACUGCAAAUGAUGUUACACUGACUAUUCCAAGAGUUGACAUGCAAAUCAAUAUGUGCAAUGAUCAAGCAGUUCACCCAUUUUGAGGUCAUCUCUGCCCAUUGUCUUGCCACAAAUGAUCUUUUUUUAAGCCACAAUAAGGUUAUGGGGAGACAGACAUGAAAUAAAGAUACAGUUGCAGAAUUGAGGGUCUGUUGUGGAUAAAUUAUGAUUUACUGAAUGAAAACCUUGGCUUGGCUUGGGUCUGUUAUUACAUUUGUAGUCUGUAAGAUGAAUGGGAGCAUUCCCCCAACCCCUAAACAUUGUUGUUAACCUUAGUUUUAAAGUGCCAGACUGAGUUGCCAUGUUGCUGUUUUGGUUCAUGGUCAUUUUAGCACUAAGGGAAUCAUAAGUGUAUUAUCUGUGUCAUAUUUAUAUUAUAAUAAUGUUGCUACGCACAAAGGACAGACUGUUAUACUGUGAGCAGCACCUUAAUGUCAAGGGGAUGCUCUUGGCCCUUCCCUGCUUAGUUGAGUUUGUACAUGAUUGUGUGUGUGUGUGUGUGUGUGUGUGUGAUGUAAUUGCUGGUCAAAUCUGUUUUUCUCCCCAAAAUCAUACACACAGAUGGAGAAUUAGAGAUGUUACCAGGAUCGUUUGACUGACAAGGUGGCAUCCAUGUAUUAAAU